Messenger RNA from Gossypium raimondii (Peruvian cotton), 638 nucleotides. RefSeq lists its product as uncharacterized. The coding region runs from base 153 to 383 and encodes 76 amino acids. The record is from RefSeq and is a predicted model, not a curated record. Lineage: Eukaryota; Viridiplantae; Streptophyta; Magnoliopsida; Malvales; Malvaceae. The transcript has 2 exons.
UUGGAAAAAGCCCUGAAUCUUCUAAUGAACCGGGGCAAAUCUUACUCGACCCACCCGAUUGCCAACUCUAUAUAUCAUUUUCCUUCCCACCAUUUCCGGUCAAUGGUACUGCAGAUAACACGGUUUUUGAAAAGAACGAGAAGCGAGAAGGGAUGGCCAAGCGUGUGGGUAUGAGUCGGGAUAACGGCAGAGGCAGGAAAGGGUGGACGCUGACCGCCGCCGUCACUAACAUCUUCGAAUUUGUCAGAUUGGCCGAGUUCGAGAUCCUCUUUAUCCUCUUCCUCAUCAUCGCUUUUAUCAUCUUCAAAGAUCUCACUUCGCGGCCUGAAUACAAUCAAUUGCUCGUGAAAAAACCCGGCGGUGUAGAUUGGUGGCCGUACUAAGAAUGGGAAGUGGAUGCGAUGGGGCAUAAUUCCAUUCCUUAGGAUUAUUUUGUUUCUUUUCCCUUCCUCUUUCACUUCCAGAUGGUUGCUUUUUUGUUGAUUGUUGUUGAGGUCUAUAUUCUAUAGAGGAACCCCCUCCUGGCUUCAUGCUUGUAACCAAACUAGCUUCUUCUUUUUGUUUUAGUUGUUUACUUUGUUGUUAAGGUGUAAGGAACCCCUUCUGGUUUGAAAUCGAAACAAUCACUACUUUGUUGA